Molecule: messenger RNA, 1581 nt
Organism: Salarias fasciatus (jewelled blenny)
Lineage: Eukaryota; Metazoa; Chordata; Actinopteri; Blenniiformes; Blenniidae
Gene: trmt11
Product: tRNA methyltransferase 11
Exons: 13
Coding region: 37-1416 (459 amino acids)
Biological process (GO): methylation
Cellular component (GO): cytoplasm
Molecular function (GO): tRNA (guanine(10)-N2)-methyltransferase activity; nucleic acid binding
Source: RefSeq, a predicted model, not a curated record
GUUUCCAAUCGGACGUAUUUUGAAAUCUCAACAAAAAUGGCUACGUCUGCAGGUCGAUCUCGCUUCCAGUAUUUAUUACAUCUUGCCCAGGAUAAUCUGGACUUCAGGAUACCGGAAAUUAAGGCUCUGCUGGCACUCAGAGGAAAGCCAUUCCGUCCUUCUGAAAGCUCCAGAGAAAAGUGUCCUUUCUUGUGUCUGGACGGUUUGUCUGAGGACGAUGUCCGCUGCAUCAUGGCCAGAUCCGUGUGUGCAAAGUCUGCUUUUGAGUUAUGGGGCCAUGGAAAAACACACGGUGAACUCAAAAGUUCUCUCCUGAAGUACCCAUCUGAAAACAUGAGUCCUUUCAUGCAGAGAGAUUCCACCUACAGAAUCAACGUCUACACCUUCAACAAAACAUUGUUGUUUGAAGACAGAAUCAAAAGGAUCGAUGCUUUAGAGUAUCUCCCCUUUGAGGGCACAGUGAGUCUGAAGAGUCCUCAGCACAUCUUCUGCCUGCUGGAGGAUUAUGGCACCGACCCCAACAACAUCCCUGAGCAUCCCGAAUACAUCUACUUUGGCCGAUGGAUCGCAGACGGGCAGCGUGAACUCAUUCGCUCCCACAGUGUGAAGAACAGACACUUCAUAGGAAACACCAGCAUGGACGCCGGCCUCUCAUUCAUCAUGACCAACCACGCUAAGGUCAAAGAGAACGACCUGGUUUUCGACCCAUUUGUUGGCACAGGGAGCCUGCUGGUGGCUUGUUCUCAUUUUGGAGCGUAUGUGUGCGGAACUGACAUUGACUACAACACCAUCCACGGCAGAGGGCGAUCCAGCCGUAAGAACCAGAAGUGGCGAGGACCCGAUGAGAACAUCAGAGCCAACCUGCGGCAGUACGGCACAGAGAGGAUGUAUGUGGACGUCAUGGUGUCUGAUGCCUCCAAGCCCGUGUGGAGGGAGGCUCCUCUGUUCGACGCGAUCAUCACAGAUCCGCCUUAUGGAAUCCGUGAGUCCACAAGGAAAACAGGCUCCCACAAAGACAUCACAAAACCUCCCGAUGGCAUCUUCGUCGAGUCUCACGUCCCAGUUUCUCAAGCCUACCAUCUCAGCGACAUGUUCUCCGAUCUGUUGAACUUCUCUGCACACUACCUGGUUGUUGGCGGGAGGCUCGUCUAUUGGCUGCCGAUCUACAGGCCAGAGUACUGCGAGGAGAUGGUUCCUCUUCAUCCAUGCCUUCGGCUCAUCAGUAACUGUGAGCAGACACUCUCCAGCCACACGUCACGUCGGCUGAUCACCAUGGAGAAGAUCAAAGAGCCCGAGGAACAGGACUCCUUGGCUCAUCUAUCGGACCCGCGAUUCAGCGCCUACCAGGGACACAACGCCUUCAGAGAGAAGUACUUCAGUGGACUGAACAAGAAGAGCGGCAGGGACGAUGUCUGAUAUCAGUGAAUGAAUCAGGACAUAAACAUUGGCAGAGCUCUGCAGCAGGCCCUUAUAGAUGACGGGCAACUUUUAGAUUUUGGUCAUUAUCAAACAUUUUUGAAGUUUUUUUUUAUUGAUUUCAUCCUACUGUAAAUAAUUUGAAUAAACUGUUGUUGAAAGUGU